Molecule: messenger RNA, 5544 nt
Organism: Acanthosepion pharaonis
Lineage: Eukaryota; Metazoa; Mollusca; Cephalopoda; Sepiida; Sepiidae
Source: the annotation of a GenBank genome assembly
AUGUCAGGCCAAGACGAGUUAAUGCUUUUGGAACGUGUGUUCCUGCGUAUUGGUUCUGCAGAAAGUGAUGAACAGUUGGAAACAGCACUUGGAAAAUUUCUUACCCCAGUCCUUUUGAAACUUUCCAGUCCUGAAGAAAGUGUCAGAAAAAAGGUGAUGGAAUUGUUGGUUCAUGUGAACAAAAGGUUGAAGAGUCGCCCUAAGGUACAUUUACCUGUAGAGUCUUUACUGACUCAGUACCAGGACCCCUCAGCUUCUCCAUUCAUAACGAAUUUUACUGUUCUUUAUAUCAAGAUGGGUUACCCUCGUCUGCAGCCAGAAAAACAAGCAGAACUGAUCCCUAUGCUAAUAAACUGUAUGGAAGGCAAACCUCAACCCCAGCAAAACAGUCUGUUCCAAUUAGUGGUGCCUGCUCUCCAAUACGUGAAGAUAUCCAGUGUGCCAUCAAAAGUUAAUCCCAAAUUUGGCUUGUCUGAGAAACCAAACAUCAGCAAACAAUUCCUGGAUUAUAUGAUGGAUGUUUUGCUUUUACCUUAUAAUGCACAUGUUUCUGUGCCAGCAUCUGUUGAAGUACAAGGAAGUGAUAAUCGUCCUGCCACUGCUCCAGCUAGAAGUCAAGGAUCAACAGCACCUAUUUCAGUGCCUCCAGGGAUGAGUGAACAGAGUCUGAAAAGGGUUACUGGAGAUAACCCAUUAAAGCCUGAAGAGCUGGAAAAAUGUAAACUGGGUAUCUUGAAUUUCCUGGGUGCUGGAAUAUUCCCUGAUGAUAAUGUUAUCUGUCAUUAUAUCAUUGCUGCUGCAGAUACACGUCACAGCAUAGCCACAGCUGCUGAUAUGGAACUGAAAAGAAUCAUGGGAAGUAUUGAUUGGAAUGCUCCUGCCAUAAUCAAUAAGCUUUACAGUAUAUUUCUUGGAACAAUUGUCAUCAAAGGCAAGGAGAGCAGUGUGAAACCAGAAAGUAGAAAAACUCCUGCAAGUACAAGAAUACGUUUAAAAUUAUUUCCCUACUUCUUGAAAUCCAGGGAAGCCACCAACAUCUUUCCAGCUUGUAUCCAGGUGAUAUUUGAUUGCCUUUUUGGUGCAAGUAACCAUGCGCGCCUCAAAGUAAUGGCAGUCCAACUUGUCCAUCAUGUGUGUCUGAGUUGUUCCGAUACCAAAUUUAAUCCAAUCAGCCCUGUCUUACUCUCUGGAAUGGUUAAACUACUUGGAAUGGCCAAAGAGGAUGACAAACUCCGUGGGCUUACUUAUGUUGCAAUUGGUAAAAUUGUAAAACGUAGCCCGAGUCUGAUCUCUAAAGAUAUAUCACUGGUGCAAAAUUUUUUUGAUGCUGUUUGUAAGGAAGAUUCCGAGCGUCGUCUUGCUGUACAAGAAGCAUUGAGUCUAAUGGCUGAACCAUUUCGGAGUCAAGAUGAAACUAACAAGAAACUGAUGGAAGCACUGAUUAUGGAAAACAUUGACAAGGCAGAAUAUCAAGCACGUUCAGUUGCUGUUCAAUAUGCCAAAUCUGUGUUCAGCCAAAACCACAUUCCUUCAAGAUAUGUCUUACUGCUUGCCACAGGUGAUGUGAGAGAUGAUAUCAGAAAUGAAGCCUUAAAAGGUGUACUCCUUUCUGGCCAUGACAACAAUAAAAUGACAAAAGAAGAUAAAACUUUACCAGAUUUUUGUGAAAUCACUACUUACAUACAUGAAAAGGCUGAACUUCGAAUCAACAGUGUAUUUAGACACAUCUCUGCAAACCAUACACUGGCCUUUUCACCUUCAUGUUUCAUUUCAGUGAUUAUAUACUUAAGACAAUGCCUAGCAGCAAGUGCGGAAGCCGAGAUGAUAGCUGGAAAGGAUGCAUCUCCCAGCACUUUUCUGAGCCAAGCUCCAUUGAUAAGCCGUUAUGUUAAUAAGCAACUUGAUAUCUCAGGAGAAAGAAAAGGGCCUGUUUACAUGUACAUUAACCUCAUACAACAACUACUCACUGCUGAAAGUGAUGAAUGUCUCAUGUAUUGCUUGCUGGAAGUAGUAGCUGUGGCUGCUGAUCGCUUGGCUGGGUUAUUUUGGGACCAGCUUAACUGGAUCAAACGUUUGUCCUGUUCAACCAAAGAGGACAUGAGAGAACAUGCUGCACAAUUGUACUCGAUUGUUUUGCAUAAUGCUGCUGAUGUUAAAUCUGUCAUAUCAUCACUCCAAGAAUUUCAUAAUAAUCUGGAUUCAAAGAAUCUUGAGAUGCAGCAUUCUUCAAUCUUGAUGCUGGGCUAUGUGAUAGGACAGCAUCUGCGUCAGACUAGUGACCCUCAGGCUAUGGAACAGGAAGGUUUGAAAGAAAUAUAUGAGGCUAUGCAAAAGGCUCUGAAAAAAUUAGCAUUCUUCCUGAAAGAUGGUAGUACAAUCCUGUGUAGUGGGGCUUGUAUUGCUCUUGGGGAAAUUGGUAGGAAUGGGCCCUUGCCAUUAGCUCCUGGAUCCCCAGAUGAUAAAGAAGAUAGUGAAGAAGUGACCAAACUAACAGUGGUGAAAUCACUCUUACGUUUGGUCCAGUCUAUAAAAGAGAAAGAUCCUAUAAAGAACAAAGAACAUGCUGCCACUUGUCUUGGAAAUUUGUGUGUUGGAGAUCCAGAUUUCCCUUACACCCACAAAGUUAUUGAGGGAAUAAUGGCUGCUGUUCAGGCCAAACAAAUGGAACUACAUAUGACCAUUGCUGAGGCAUUGGUUUGUGCUGCCCUUGGUGUCACCUCUCCCAGUGGAAGAAAUAUUUGGAUUCAGCAAGAACAUGAAUUCAAGGCAUCAGUUGCUAACAAAAAGGAUGAAGUGGAAUGGUAUUUAUUGAAAUUGUUGAAAGAGCAUAUCCAUAGUCAAAAUCAUCAUGUACGGCAGGCUUCCUGCAUAUGGUUACUGUCUCUUGUAAAGCAUUGUGGACAUCAUGCCGCCUUGCAGAAACGACUGCCAGACAUUCAAGCUGCUUUCAUGCAACUGCUUUCAGAAAAUGAUGAAGUUACCCAAGAUUUCACCUCAAAAGGAUUAGCCUUGGUCUAUGAGAACUGUUCAGCUGAGCAAAAGAACAUUCUGGUUCAGGAAUUAGUGGAAACACUCAUGACUGGGAAGAGAAGCCGAAAAAAUGUUACAGAUGAUACAGAAAUAUUCGAAGUUGGUGUUUUGGGCAAGACUCCUGAGGGAGGUUCCAUGUCAACCUACCGAGAGUUGUGUUCUAUUGCGAGUGACCUUAACCAGCCUGAUCUCAUAUACAAAUUUAUGCAUCUGGCCAAUCACCAGGCCACAUGGAAUUCAAAAAAGGGUGCUGCUUUUGGUUUUAGCACUAUAGCCCAGUUUGCUGGGGAACAGUUAGCUCCUUUUCUCCCAAAGAUUGUACCUCGACUUUACCGUUAUCAAUUUGACCCUAACCCAAAAGUGCAACGCGCUAUGACCAGCAUCUGGGAGUCCCUUGUCACAGACAACAAAAAAACGUUGGAUUUAUACAUCAAUGAAAUUCUGGAUGACCUACUGAAAAAUCUUACAGCCCCUGAGUGGCGAGUUCGUGAAUCAAGUUGCCAUGCAGUCAGUGAUUUGUUACGUGGACGUCAAAUGAGUGACAUUGUUGACAAACUGCCUGCACUUUGGGAGAUUUGUCUCCAAGUACGAGAUGACAUUAAGGAAUCUGUCCGAACUGCUGCUGAUCAGACUUGCAAGAAUCUCAGUCAGAUAUCCGUAAAAGUAUGUGAUGUGAAUAAUGGAAAAGUUGGUGAGAAAGCAUUCAGCCUUGUGCUGCCUUGUCUUUUGAAACACAGUUUACAGAGCCAAGUGCAAGAGGUUCGUACGAUUGGAUUGUCAACAAUUUUAAAGAUGAGCAAAAAUGCAGGCAAACUCAUCAGACCACACAUUCCAUUGUUAGUGAUUGCUUUACUUGAGGCAGUAAGUGGAUUGGAACCCCAAGUGAUGAAUUAUCUGUCUGUGAGAGCUGGUGCAGGUAGUCAGGCCACCCAAGAAAAGUUGGAUUUAGCUCGUAUUGCUGCUUCAAAAUCAUCUCCAAUGAUGGAGACCGUCAAUUUUUGUGUUCAGUAUGUGGAUAGUUCUGUCCUCCCUGAAUUAGUACCACGUCUUGUGGAACUGGUCAAGAGUGGAAUUGGUGUUGGCACCAAGGCUGGUUGUGCCAGUUUCAUCACCUCACUGGUAACCCAAUGUCCCCAUGAACUUUCACCUCAUGCAGGCAAAUUAAUGUCAGCCAUGUUGACAGGAUUGUCUGACAGAAAUGUGGCUGUGAGAAAAGCCUAUGCUUCUGCUCUUGGUCAUUUGGUCAAGGUGGCUAAUGAUAGCAGCACUGAAAAGUUGAUGAUGAAACUGAAAACUUGGUAUAUGGAAAAAGAUGAAGCUGCUCAAAUAGCUUGUGGAAUAACCUUGCAUGCUGUUAGCCAUCACAACCCUGAUAUUCUAAAGAGACAUGCCGCUUUGGUGAUGCCCUUUGUAUUUUUUGCUAUGCAUGAACAGAAAGAUAUGGAAAAAGAUCCAGAUACCAACAUGUCAGUUUGGGAUGAUGUUUGGUUUGAAAUAACCCCAGGCACAGAAUCUGGAAUCCGCCUCUACCUGACAGAAAUUACAGAAAUUCUCAAUAGUUGCCUUGAGUCUCAAAUGUGGAACACUAAAGCCCAGGCAGCCACAGCAAUUGGCACUGUGGCCAAAAAAUUGGGCAAAAACCUGGAAUCUCCCAGCUUAGAUCUCCUGUUGUCAGCUGUUUUGAAAGGAUUAUCAGGAAGAACAUGGAAUGGAAAGGAAAAAUUGUUGGAGGCAUUGGAAAAUAUUUGUUGCAGUUGCCAAGUUUCCCUCCAACAAAGGAAAGAGUCUGAUGAAAGCAAACCAAAUUUACCUCAGAUUGUUGAAGUUGUUCUCAGAGAAUGCAAAAAAGAGAAUACAAAAUACAGAAUGAAGGCCCUACAAUGUGCUGGCAGGAUACUGGAGUUGUAUGAAAUUGAUAGAUUUGAAACUCUCUGGGUUUUACUGCAGCCAACAUUAAACAAGUCCGAGAGCGAAUUGAAUGAGGAUGGAGAUGGUUCAACUUCUCAACUUGGUAUCAGAGUUACCUACCAAGAAAGUGUCUUCGAUUGUUUGGGCAAAGCUUGGCCCAAUGUGGAAGAAACACAAACUGCCUACCAAGAAUCCUACAGCGAUCAGCUUUGCCAGUCUUUAGCCCGUGGUGUGUGGAAAAUCCAAGUUUCUAUUAUGAAGUCAAUGCAGAAAUUCACUGAAAGAUUGUUGCUUUGGAAAGACCAAGAAACACUUCAAAACAACAUUCCUGUUGCAAGUAAAAUCAUCAACCAAAUCCUUUCAUCUGUGAUACCUUGUCUUGGCAAUAUGAAAUACACUGUGAUACGAUCUGAAGCACUGGCUGUGAUCACUCAAAUCAUCAAGAAACUGAAUGACUUGGACAACAAAUCAUUAAUGACAGAAAAACUUAAAGAAGAACUCAUCAAAAGUUUGGCUCCUUUAAUGGAAAACAAAAAGAAUGAAAUGUAUCAGAAAGUAGUGGACAUUCAUGUGUUGCUAGGUCUCCCUAUUGACAUGGAAUCUUGA